Messenger RNA from Coniosporium apollinis CBS 100218, 3600 nucleotides. Its product is annotated as pyruvate carboxylase. Gene Ontology annotation, molecular function: metal ion binding; ATP binding; pyruvate carboxylase activity. The coding region runs from base 1 to 3600 and encodes 1199 amino acids. The transcript has 4 exons. Gene Ontology annotation, biological process: pyruvate metabolic process; gluconeogenesis. Gene Ontology annotation, cellular component: cytoplasm. The record is from RefSeq and is a predicted model, not a curated record. Lineage: Eukaryota; Fungi; Ascomycota; Dothideomycetes.
AUGACGGACAUAACCAUGGACGCGACCACCAGCCAAUCUGGCGACGUCGAGGGCAGCCACGUCCAGCGUGACCACGACGACCGCCAUGAGGCCCACAAGAAUUCGGUGCACCAGAGACUCCGAGCCAACAGCUCGAUCAUGCAACUGAAGAAGAUCCUCGUCGCCAACCGAGGAGAAAUCCCCAUCCGCAUUUUCCGUACCGCGCACGAGCUGUCGCUGCACACCGUCGCCGUCUUCAGCUAUGAGGACCGCCUCAGCAUGCACAGGCAGAAGGCCGACGAGGCCUACGUCAUUGGCAAGCGUGGCCAGUAUACGCCUGUCGGAGCUUAUCUCGCCGGCGAUGAGAUUAUCAAGAUUGCCAAGCAGCACGAUGUCAACAUGAUCCAUCCGGGCUACGGCUUCCUCUCGGAGAACGCCGAGUUCGCCAGGAAUGUCGAGAAGGCCGGUCUGAUCUUCGUGGGUCCUACGCCGGAGACCAUUGAGGGCCUCGGUGACAAGGUCUCGGCCCGCAGACUUGCCUUGAAAUGCAACGUGCCCGUUGUGCCGGGUACGGAAGGCCCAGUCGGGAAAUUUGAAGAGGUCAAGAGCUUCACUGACGAGUAUGGCUUCCCCAUCAUCAUCAAGGCCGCAUUCGGCGGUGGUGGGCGCGGUAUGCGAGUUGUUCGGAGUCAAGACACCCUCGAGGACUCCUUCAACCGCGCAACCUCUGAGGCCAAGUCAGCCUUCGGCAACGGCACGGUCUUUGUGGAGCGCUUCCUCGACAGGCCAAAGCACAUCGAGGUCCAGCUGCUGGGAGACAACCAUGGAAACGUGGUGCAUCUGUACGAGCGCGACUGCAGUGUCCAGCGUCGUCACCAGAAGGUCGUGGAGCUGGCUCCCGCCAAAGACCUACCUCAAGAGACCCGGGACAACAUCUUGAAUGAUGCUGUCAGGCUGGCGAAAUCGGUCAACUACCGCAAUGCUGGCACUGCUGAGUUCCUCGUGGACCAGCACAACCGGUAUUACUUUAUUGAAAUCAAUCCCAGAAUUCAAGUCGAGCACACGAUCACGGAAGAAAUCACUGGCAUUGACAUAGUGGCUGCGCAGAUCCAGAUCGCUGCGGGUGCAUCUCUACAACAGCUUGGGUUGACGCAAGACCGAAUCUCAACCCGCGGCUUCGCCAUCCAGUGCCGUAUCACCACUGAAGAUCCCGCAAAGGGUUUCCAGCCAGAUACUGGAAAGAUCGAAGUUUACCGCUCCGCUGGUGGUAACGGAGUACGUCUCGACGGUGGCAACGGCUUCGCGGGAGCCCUCAUCACGCCCCACUACGACUCGAUGUUGGUCAAGUGCACCUGCCACGGCUCUACAUACGAGAUUGUGCGGAGAAAGAUGCUUCGUGCGCUGAUUGAAUUCCGUAUCCGUGGCGUGAAGACCAACAUUCCGUUCUUGGCAUCCCUCCUUACACAUCCUACCUUUAUCGAGGGCACCUGCUGGACGACCUUCAUCGACGACACACCGGAGCUCUUCGCCCUUAUUGGCAGCCAGAACCGUGCGCAGAAGCUGCUCGCAUACCUAGGAGACUUGGCGGUCAAUGGCAGCCAGAUCAAGGGCCAGAUUGGCGAACCGAAGUUCAAAGGCGACAUUAUCAUGCCUACGCUCACCGAUUCCAAGGGCAAGGCCGUCGAUUGCUCCGAGCCGUGCAAAGAGGGAUGGAGGAGCAUUAUAGUCAACGAAGGCCCCGAAGCAUUCAAGAAGGCCGUGCGAGCAAACAAGGGCUGUCUUAUCAUGGACACCACAUGGCGCGAUGCCCAUCAGUCACUACUUGCAACAAGGGUGCGGACCGUCGACAUGCUCAACAUCGCUAAGGAGACCAGCCAUGCGUUCUCCAACGCAUGGGCGCUGGAAUGCUGGGGUGGAGCUACCUUCGACGUAGCUAUGCGUUUCCUGUACGAGGAUCCGUGGGAUAGGCUGAGGAAGAUGAGGAAAGCCGUCCCGAACAUCCCCUUCCAGAUGCUGCUCCGAGGCGCGAACGGUGUCGCCUACUCUUCACUGCCAGACAACGCCAUCUACCACUUCUGCGAGCAGGCGAAGAGGAACGGUGUCGAUAUCUUCCGUGUGUUCGAUGCCCUCAACGACGCUGACCAACUGGAGGUGGGCAUCAAGGCCGUGCUCAAAGCUGGGGGUGUCGCUGAAGGCACCAUGUGCUAUAGCGGCGAUAUGCUGAACCCCAACAAGAAGUACAACUUUGACUACUACAUGGGCCUAGCGGACAAGAUUGUCAAUAUGGGCGCGCACGUCCUCGGUAUCAAGGAUAUGGCUGGUGUGCUCAAGCCGAGGGCGGCUACGAUGCUCGUGGGAGCCCUGAGGGAGAAAUACCCUGAUAUGCCGAUCCACGUGCAUACCCACGAUUCUGCCGGUACUGGUGUCGCUUCGAUGGUUGCCUGCGCACACGCCGGCGCUGAUGCGGUCGACGCCGCUAUGGACAGCUUGUCCGGCAUGACAUCUCAACCCAGCGUCGGCGCUCUCCUCGCCUCGCUCGAAGGCACCGAGUUCGAUCCAGGCCUCGACGGGCACGUUGUCAGGCAUCUCGACAGCUACUGGGCCCAGCUCCGCCUGCUCUACUCACCUUUCGAAGCCGGCCUCACCGGACCGGACCCCGAGGUCUACGAACACGAGAUUCCCGGCGGCCAACUCACCAACCUUAUCUUCCAAGCCUCGCAGCAGGGUCUCGGCGAGCGGUGGGCUCAAACCAAGAAGGCCUACGAGGAGGCCAACGACAUCCUCGGCGACAUCGUCAAAGUCACGCCCACCUCCAAGGUGGUCGGCGACCUUGCCCAAUUCAUGGUUUCAAACGACCUCACGCACCAAGACGUGCUCGACAAAGCCGAACAGCUCGACUUCCCCAGCUCCGUGCUCGAGUUCUUCGAAGGCCUCAUGGGCCAGCCCUACGGCGGCUUCCCCGAGCCGCUCCGCUCACAGGCCCUGCGCGGCCGCCGCAAGAUGGACAAGCGACCGGGCCUGUACCUCGAGCCGAUGGACCUGCAGAAGAUCAAGACGGAGCUCAAGGAGAAAUUCGGCAGCGCGACCGAGUGCGACGUCGCCUCGUACGCCAUGUAUCCCAAGGUGUUCGAGGAUUACAAGAAGUGGACGCAGAAGUACGGCGACCUGUCGGUUCUGCCGACGCGCUACUUCCUGGCCCGCCCGGAGAUCGGCGAGGAGUUCCAUGUUGAGCUUGAGAAGGGCAAGGUGCUGAUUCUGAAGCUGCUGGCUAUUGGGCCGCUGUCCGAGCAGACGGGCCAGCGCGAGGUCUUCUAUGAGAUGAACGGUGAGGUCCGCCAGGUCUCGGUCGAUGAUCUGCAUGCGGCUGUCGAGAACAAGUCGAGGCCGAAGGCGGAUACUGGUGAUUCGAGCCAGGUUGGCUGCCCGAUGGCUGGUGUGGUUGUCGAGGUUAGGGUGCAUGAUGGGUCGGAGGUCAACAAGGGCGAUCCGAUUGCGGUCCUGAGUGCUAUGAAGAUGGAAAUGGUCAUCAGCGCGCCGCACUCUGGCAAGAUUGGCUCCCUGGGUGUCAAGGAGGGCGACUCGGUGGACGCGCAGGAUUUGGUGUGCAAGAUCGUCAAGUGA